GGGAGUGUGACCACAAUAAGUUCAUGAGUGUCCUGGACACCAGCAAGGAUUGCGAGGUGGACUUUGUGGAGUACACGUGCCUGCUUGCCUGCCCCUGCGCCUGCUGCCAUCCUGACUGCCGGCAUGGCGUGCCCCCUGGAGAAGGCCCUCGAUGUGAUGGUGUCCACCUUCCACAAGUACUCAGGCAAGGAGGGUGACAAGUUCAAGCUCAACAAGUCUGAGCUGAAGGAGCUGUUGACCCGGGAGCUGCCCAGCUUCUUGGGGAAAAAGACAGAUGAAGCUGCAUUCCAGAAGCUGAUGAGCAACCUAGACAGCAACAAGGACAACGAGGUGGACUUCCAGGAGUACUGCGUCUUCCUGUCCUGCAUCGCCAUGAUGUGCAACGAGUUCUUCGAAGGCUGCCCUGAUAAGCAACCCCGGAAGAAAUGAAGUCUCCUCAGAUGUGCGGGGUGGGGCCUGCCGGCUGGGGUCUUCCCUGUUGGCGGUGGGCACAGAGCCUCACACUGGCUCCUCCAGAU
Molecule: messenger RNA, 518 nt
Organism: Globicephala melas (long-finned pilot whale)
Lineage: Eukaryota; Metazoa; Chordata; Mammalia; Artiodactyla; Delphinidae
Product: protein S100-A4
Biological process (GO): positive regulation of canonical NF-kappaB signal transduction
Cellular component (GO): perinuclear region of cytoplasm; nucleus
Molecular function (GO): RAGE receptor binding; calcium-dependent protein binding; transition metal ion binding
Source: RefSeq, a predicted model, not a curated record